CGCCCGCCGGCUUCCCGAGAAGCCGCCGCCCUGCGUGGCCCGCGCCCGCAGGUCCCGCGGCCAGCACCGAGGGGCGCACGCGCACUGCGGAACACGCGUCCGGCUCUCCCCCAGCGUCUAUCCGGCCCGGUCUCCUGCCAGUCGGGGAGACUGCAGGCCAACCUGGAGGCUGAGUUCGAAGCUAAUAGGGCGACCAAGUCAGUGUCGCCCGCGGCGUUGAGAAGACGGUUUGGCCCAGGAGAGGGUGGAGACAACUGUGACGGGCUUCCCGGCUGCCCGAAGUGGGAGUGGUGUGGGGCUGCAGGAAGGAGAGAGGAAGAGGAGCAGAAGGGGGCAGCAGCGGACGCCUCUAACGGCCUCCCUCGGCGCUGACAGGCUGGGCCGGCUCUCGGCUCGCUCGGGUGUUCUCGUCGUCACUUCGGCCUCUCGGCCACUCGGGCCCCUCGGCCCGGGCUUGCGGCGCGCGUCGGGGCUGAGGGCUGCCGCGGCUCAGGGAGAGGCCUGGUCCUCGCCGCGGAGGGAUGUGAGUGGGAGCUGAGCCCACCCUGGAGGGCCCCCGAGGGCCCAGCCUGGAGGUCGCUCAGAGCCGUGCCCGCCUCGGGGCUUCGCAGACCUUGGCCCGCCGGGUAGGAGCCGCCCCUGCGGGCUCAAGGGCGCACUCUGGUCGCCCCAUCUGUGUAACCGGUUUCAGAAGAAGGCAACAGGAACAAGAUGUGAGCUGUUUCUCUUCUGCAGAAAAAGAGGCUCUUCCUCCUCCUCCCGCGACGGCAAAUAUUCUGAAAAAGACUCUGCAUGGGAAUGGCCUGCCUUACUAUGACAGAAAUGGAGGGAACAUCCACAUCUUCUAUAUAUCAGAAUGGUGAUAUUUCUGGAAAUGCCAAUUCUAUGAAGCAAAUAGAUCCAGUCCUUCAGGUGUAUCUUUACCAUUCCCUUGGGAAAUCUGAGGCAGAUUAUCUGACCUUUCCAUCUGGGGAGUAUGUUGCAGAAGAAAUCUGUAUUGCUGCUUCUAAAGCUUGUGGUAUCACACCUGUGUAUCAUAAUAUGUUUGCUUUAAUGAGUGAAACAGAAAGGAUCUGGUAUCCACCCAACCAUGUCUUCCAUAUAGAUGAGUCAACCAGGCAUAAUGUACUCUACAGAAUAAGAUUUUACUUUCCUCGUUGGUAUUGCAGCGGCAGCAACAGAGCCUAUCGGCAUGGAAUAUCUCGAGGUGCUGAAGCUCCUCUUCUUGAUGACUUUGUCAUGUCUUACCUCUUUGCUCAGUGGCGGCAUGAUUUUGUGCAUGGAUGGAUAAAAGUACCUGUGACUCAUGAAACACAGGAAGAAUGUCUUGGGAUGGCAGUGUUAGAUAUGAUGAGAAUAGCCAAAGAAAAUGAUCAAACCCCACUGGCCAUCUAUAAUUCUAUCAGCUACAAGACAUUCUUACCAGAAUGUAUUCGAGCAAAGAUCCAAGACUAUCAUAUUUUGACAAGGAAGCGAAUAAGGUACAGAUUUCGCAGAUUUAUUCAGCAGUUCAGCCAAUGCAAAGCCACUGCCAGAAACUUGAAACUUAAGUAUCUUAUAAAUCUGGAAACCCUGCAGUCUGCCUUCUACACAGAGAAAUUUGAAGUAAAAGAACCUGGAAGUGGUCCUUCAGGAUUUACAGUUAUAUUGCGAUUUUCCUAAUAUUAUUGAUGUCAGUAUUAAGCAAGCAAACCAAGAGGGUUCAGAUGAAAGCCGAGUUGUAACUAUCCAUAAGCAAGAUGGUAAAAAUCUGGAAAUUGAACUUAGCUCAUUAAGGGAAGCUUUGUCUUUCGUGUCAUUAAUUGAUGGAUAUUAUAGAUUAACUGCAGAUGCACAUCAUUACCUCUGUAAAGAAGUAGCACCUCCAACAGUGCUUGAAAAUAUACAAAGCAACUGUCAUGGCCCAAUUUCGAUGGAUUUUGCCAUUAGUAAACUGAAGAAAGCAGGUAAUCAGACUGGACUGUAUGUACUUCGAUGCAGUCCUAAGGACUUUAAUAAAUAUUUUCUGACUUUUGCUGUCGAGCGAGAAAAUGUCAUUGAAUAUAAACACUGUUUGAUUACAAAAAAUGAGAAUGAAGAGUACAACCUCAGUGGGACAAAGAAGAACUUCAGCAGUCUUAAAGAUCUUUUGAAUUGUUACCAGAUGGAAACCGUUCGCUCAGACAAUAUAAUUUUCCAGUUUACUAAGUGCUGUCCCCCAAAGCCAAAAGAUAAAUCAAACCUUCUAGUCUUCAGAACGAAUGGUGUUUCUGAUGUACCAACCUCACCAACAUUACAGAGGCCUACUCAUAUGAACCAAAUGGUGUUUCACAAAAUCAGAAAUGAAGAUUUGAUAUUUAAUGAAAGCCUUGGCCAAGGCACUUUCACAAAGAUUUUUAAAGGCAUACGAAGAGAAGUAGGAGACUAUGGUCAACUUCAUGAAACAGAAGUUCUUUUAAAAGUUCUGGAUAAAGCACAUAGAAACUAUUCAGAGUCUUUCUUUGAAGCAGCAAGCAUGAUGAGCAAGCUUUCUCACAAGCAUUUGGUUUUAAAUUAUGGAGUAUGUGUCUGUGGAGAGGAGAAUAUUCUGGUUCAGGAGUUUGUAAAAUUUGGAUCACUAGAUACAUACCUGAAAAAGAAUAAAAAUUGUAUAAAUAUAUUAUGGAAACUUGAAGUUGCGAAACAGUUGGCAUGGGCCAUGCAUUUUCUAGAAGAAAACACCCUUAUUCAUGGGAAUGUGUGCGCCAAAAAUAUUCUACUUAUCAGAGAAGAAGACAGGAAGACAGGAAAUCCUCCUUUCAUCAAACUUAGUGAUCCUGGCAUUAGUAUUACAGUUUUGCCAAAGGACAUUCUUCAGGAGAGAAUACCAUGGGUACCACCUGAAUGCAUUGAAAAUCCUAAAAAUUUAAAUUUGGCAACAGACAAAUGGAGUUUUGGUACCACUUUGUGGGAAAUCUGCAGUGGAGGAGAUAAACCUCUAAGUGCCCUGGAUUCUCAAAGAAAGCUGCAAUUUUAUGAAGAUAGGCACCAGCUUCCUGCACCAAAGUGGGCAGAAUUAGCAAACCUUAUAAAUAAUUGUAUGGAUUAUGAACCCGAUUUCAGGCCUUCUUUCAGAGCCGUCAUACGAGAUCUUAACAGUUUGUUUACUCCAGAUUAUGAACUAUUAACAGAAAAUGACAUGUUACCAAAUAUGAGGAUAGGUGCCCUAGGGUUUUCUGGUGCCUUUGAAGACAGGGAUCCUACACAGUUUGAAGAGAGACAUUUGAAAUUUCUACAGCAACUUGGCAAGGGUAACUUUGGGAGUGUGGAGAUGUGCCGGUAUGACCCUCUACAGGACAACACUGGGGAGGUGGUGGCUGUAAAAAAGCUUCAGCAUAGUACUGAAGAGCACCUGAGAGACUUUGAAAGGGAAAUUGAAAUCCUGAAAUCCCUACAGCAUGACAACAUUGUAAAGUACAAGGGAGUGUGCUACAGUGCUGGUCGGCGUAAUCUAAAAUUAAUUAUGGAAUAUUUACCAUAUGGAAGUUUACGAGACUAUCUUCAAAAACAUAAAGAACGGAUAGAUCACAAAAAACUUCUGCAGUACACAUCUCAGAUAUGCAAGGGUAUGGAGUAUCUUGGUACAAAAAGGUAUAUCCACAGGGAUCUGGCAACAAGAAAUAUAUUGGUGGAGAAUGAGAACAGAGUUAAAAUUGGAGAUUUUGGGUUAACCAAAGUCUUGCCACAAGACAAAGAAUACUAUAAAGUAAAAGAACCUGGUGAAAGUCCCAUAUUCUGGUAUGCUCCAGAAUCACUGACAGAGAGCAAGUUUUCUGUGGCCUCAGAUGUUUGGAGCUUUGGAGUGGUUCUGUAUGAACUUUUCACAUACAUUGAGAAGAGUAAAAGUCCACCAGCGGAAUUUAUGCGUAUGAUUGGCAAUGAUAAACAAGGACAGAUGAUCGUGUUCCAUUUGAUAGAACUUUUGAAGAAUAAUGGAAGAUUACCAAGACCAGAUGGAUGCCCAGAUGAGAUUUAUAUGAUCAUGACAGAAUGCUGGAACAAUAAUGUAAAUCUACGCCCCUCCUUUAGAGAUCUAGCUCUUCGAGUGGAUCAAAUAAGGGAUAACAUGGCUGGAUGAAAGAAAUGUCCUUCAUUCUGAGAACAAAGUAUAUUUAUAGAACAAAGUUUUCUAUUUCACAUUGCUGUGGACUAUUAUUACAUAUAUCAUUAUUAUAUAAAUCAUGAUGCUAGCCAGCAAAGAUGUGAAAAUAUCUGCUCAAAACUUUCAAAGUUUAGUAAGUUUUUCUUCAUGAGGUCACCAGUAAAAGACAUUAAUGAGAAUUCCUUAGCAAGGAGUUUUGUAAGAAGUUUCUUAAACAUUGUCAGUUAACAUCACUCAUGUCUGGCAAAAGAAAAAAAAAAGACUUUUUCACCUCAGCUUUUUGAGAUGUGAAAAAAUUAUUAUGUAAAUUUUGUGAUGUUAAAGAUGCACAGAAUAUGUAUGUAUAGUUUUUACCACAGUGGAUGUAUAAUACCUUGGCAUCUUGUGUGAUGUUUUAUACACAUGAGGGCUGGUGUUCAUUAAUACUGUUUUCUAAUUUUUCCAUAGUUUAUCUAUAACUACUUCACUAUACAAACAAAUUAGAUGUUCAGAUAAUUGAAUAAGUACCUUUGUGUCCUUGUUCACUUAUAUCACUGGCCAGCAUUAUAAGCAGGUGUAUACUUUUAGCUUGUGUACUGUAAAUAUUUUUCAAGUAAAGGGAACAAAUGUCUAGUUUUAUUUCUAUAGGAAAUUUCCCUGACCCUAAAGAAUACAUUUUGAAAUGAAACAAGCUUACAAAGAUAUAAUCUAUUUUCUUAUGGUUUCCCUUGUAUCUAUUUGUGGUGAAUGUGUUUUUUAAAUGGAACUAUCUCCAAAUUUUUCUAAGACUACUGUGAACAGUUUUCUUUUAAAAUGUUGAGAUUAAGAAUGCGAGGAACAUUGUCAUCCUUUGAGCUGCUGACUGCCAAUAAGAUUCUUCAAUCUCUGAGAUCUAUGCUCAUGAAUUAAAUUUAAGCAUAAGCCAUAAAAUAUAUUGUUUUUAAAAUGGAUAGCACAUUAAGAAGUGUAGCAGGUUAAGAAUUUUUUCCUAAAGAUUGUAUAUUUGAGGGGUUUCAGAACUUUGCGUUGCAGUCAUAGAAGAGAUUUAUUUCCUUUUUAGAGGGAAAAUGAGGUAAGUGAAAAAGUAUGCUUGUUAAUUUUAUUCAAGAAUGCCAGUAGAAAAUUCAUAAUGUGUAUCUUUAAGAAAAAUGAGAGCAUACAUCUUUCCAAUUAAGUAUAAGGGGUUGUUCGUUGUUGUCAUUUGUUAUAUUGCUACUCCACUUUAGACACCAUACCUAAAAUAAAAUAUGGUGGGUUUUUC
Macaca mulatta (Rhesus monkey) is the source of this 5360-nucleotide messenger RNA. It is a transcript of the gene JAK2, whose product is annotated as Janus kinase 2. Gene Ontology annotation, biological process: growth hormone receptor signaling pathway via JAK-STAT; cell surface receptor signaling pathway via JAK-STAT; tyrosine phosphorylation of STAT protein. Gene Ontology annotation, cellular component: membrane; cytosol; cytoskeleton. NCBI's taxonomy places the organism in Eukaryota, Metazoa, Chordata, Mammalia, Primates, Cercopithecidae. Gene Ontology annotation, molecular function: growth hormone receptor binding; histone binding; ATP binding. The record is from RefSeq and is a predicted model, not a curated record.